Rhagoletis zephyria (snowberry fruit fly) is the source of this 1859-nucleotide messenger RNA. RefSeq names its product ubiquitin specific protease 39 (gene Usp39). The record is from RefSeq and is a predicted model, not a curated record. NCBI's taxonomy places the organism in Eukaryota, Metazoa, Arthropoda, Insecta, Diptera, Tephritidae. Gene Ontology annotation, molecular function: zinc ion binding; cysteine-type deubiquitinase activity. Gene Ontology annotation, biological process: mRNA processing; spliceosomal complex assembly; protein deubiquitination.
GCGCCCAGCUGACAGAAAUUCUUUUUCUCUGCAGCUUGUGAAUUUACCGCGGUGCAAUUCUUAAAAUGUCAACAAAUAGUAAAUACUAGUAAAAAAUAAGUAUUUUAACAAAUUAUUUUCACUUAAAUGAAUUCAAAAAUUCCCUUAGGUAUCAGGCCUCCGGCGAAAAGGCCUAAAUUAGAGUUCAAAUCAACAUCAAACGGUAAAAUGAAGGAGGAGCUCGAUGAAUAUGAACUAGAGCCGUCCGCCUUUAAUCCAAAGUACCGCGUUUGUCCAUAUUUGGACACAAUCAAUCGCCAUUUACUGGAUUUUGAUUUCGAAAAACUCUGCUCCAUUUCACUGACUCGCAUAAAUGUUUACGCGUGUCUAGUUUGCGGUAAAUAUUUUCAAGGCCGGGGCACCAAUACUCAUGCUUACACGCAUUCCGUAUCCGAGGCCCACCAUGUUUUUCUCAAUCUACAAACGUUGCGUUUCUACUGCCUGCCUGAUAAUUACGAAAUUAUCGACUCGUCGCUAGACGAUAUCAAGUAUGUGCUGAAUCCCACAUUUGAGCCCAAAGAUAUACGACAACUGGAUCGUUCGGAGCCUAAAUAUUCACGCACAGUAGAUGGCACACUUUAUCUGCCCGGUGUUGUGGGUCUCAACAACAUAAAAGCUAACGACUACUGCAAUGUGGUCCUGCACGCACUGUCACAUGUCGGCCCAUUGCGGAAUUACUUCCUGCGUGAGCAAAGUUAUGCGAAAAUCAAGAGACCGCCAGGUGAUUCUAUCUUCAAUCUUGUACAGCGUUUCGGUGAACUAAUGAGGAAAAUGUGGAAUCCACGGAAUUUCAAGGCGCACGUAUCUCCGCACGAAAUGUUACAGGCCGUGGUACUAUGGUCUAAAAAGCGCUUUCAAAUAACCGAACAAGGAGAUCCCAUCGAUUUUCUAUCUUGGUUCUUACACACACUGCAUCGCGCAAUGAAGGGCAACAAAAUGCCAGAUUCGUCCAUCAUUUAUAAAAUCUUUUUGGGGGAAAUGAAAAUUUAUACACGCAAAAUUCCGCCGGUGGAACUCGAUGAUACACAAAAAUCGCUACUGCUUGCCACAGAGGAGUAUCAGGAAAAAUGCGAGGAGUCUAACUUUUUAUAUCUCACUUGCGACCUUCCACCACCGCCUUUGUUCACCGACGAAUUUCGCGAGAAUAUUAUUCCGCAAGUAAAUCUUUAUCAGCUGCUAGCGAAAUUCAAUGGCACCACCGAGAAGGAAUACAAUACGUAUAAAGAUAAUUUUCUGAAGCGUUUCGAAAUCACGCGGCUGCCACAGUAUAUUAUACUGUAUAUCAAGCGUUUCACAAAGAACACAUUCUUUCUGGAGAAGAAUCCGACAAUUGUUAAUUUCCCCAUUAAGAACGUGGAUUUUGGAGAAAUUUUGUCUAUGAAGAACCUCGAACAGCUCAAAAAUACCAAAUACAAUUUAGUGGCGAACAUAGUGCAUGAUGGUGAACCGAAAAAAGGCACUUAUCGUGCACAUAUUUUGCAUAAAGCCAACGGCCAAUGGUACGAAAUGCAGGAUUUGCAUGUAACUGAAAUUUUACCACAGAUGAUUACACUCACAGAAUCGUACAUACAAAUCUAUGAGCGUAAUAAUGAAUGAUAAAAUAUCGAUUGUGCAUUUAAGUGAAGCUCUACUUACAUAGAUAAGUUUAUAAUAAAUUAAAUUUGUAUUUUAAGAAAAUUUAAUUUGCAAUUAAAAAAUGCAAAAUUUUGAAGAAAUGUUUCCCUUAAUUACAUUUUGUAUUUACUAGUUCCCACAAUAGACAGCAUAAUCCGUAUCUAAGUGUGUUUCCACCUACGGAGGCGGUCCACCUAAUUCACUGU